AUGGGCGGAGCCGAAGGCCCGGCUGCAAAGGAUCCGAUUCCGCAGCGGCCGCACCUCUUCCAGCAGUACCCGCAGCACCUCUGCCGAGCGAACCAGCACGUCGGGGCGCGCGUCACGGUGUCCGGCAAGAGGCCGUCGUCCGAUGCCGCGGAGCCCCCGCUGGAGAUCCCGCCGCACGGCUUGGGGCUGGUCGGGUGCGGGGACAGUGGUGACGGUUCGGGCGGCACGGCCAGCGGCGUAGACUCGCUGUCGUCUACGCCGGAGAGCUCGUGGGACGCGGAGCUGGUAGGCGACUUCGGCAGGCUGCCGAUGGGGGACGUUGUGGUGGAGGUCUCUCGGAAAGAGUGUGACUUGGAAGGCCGUCCAAUCACCAGGAUCGGAAACAGCCUGACCCCGAUCACGGCUUCCUCCCCCGAUGUUCGCGAAAGCCACAUCGAAUUCACGGGUCUCGAGAAAACCGGCCACGACCUCCGCGGCCUGCGCGUUACAGCGAUCUUCGGAGUGGAUGCGGUCCAUCAGAUCGCUUGCGUCACCAGCCCCAUCGAGGUCGGACCCGAUGGGCGCGCGUACUCGCGGGUGUUCUACCCGGGAAUGCAAGAGAUCUGGCCGGAGCUUUACAACACGUCUAACAUCCGGUUGGUUGAGGUCGACGUUGCCAUCGAAAUUUUAUCGGACACGUGCGGCGAGUUCCGGUUUGUCGGGCCCCACCUCAAGGUGGCCUACCGACGAGCCAUACCACCCGUCGACGAUGGCGGCGACGUUUCGCCGAGACCGACCGGGAGGCAAACCGCUCGUCGCGUGGCCGUACUGGUUGCGACGGGGGGGAGACCCCUGCAGGCACUCCCGCGCCAGGUGCUUCCCGCUCGCCCCCGUGCCGUCGACCACUCGUGGCCGGUGGCGGAUCGAUGCGUGGACAUGCAACAGCAGCAGGCCUUUUACAUGGGCGGCGAGGCCGCUGCGCAUCAGCUACAGCAGCAGCAGCAGCAACAGCAGCAGCAACGGUGGGAUAUGCUGCAAUAGUUGCGGUUUCGAGAGAGAGAGAGAGAGAGAGAGAGAGAGAGAGAGAGGGCGGGAGAGGGAAGGGAGGAUGAGAGGUGUAACAUGGAACGCACGCACAACGAGAACGGUCUUAUUUUUGUGCUGCAAGGGAACCCUUCAUUUUGUGGUCCAUUGCUGUAUCCGUAGCGUGAUGCUGUGAUGGUGCUGUGCCUUUUCCGGUGAUGCCAUCAAUGUUCGCGUUCUCGAGGUCAUCGUUGUUCUUGUGUUUCGUGUCACGGCUGAAGCACUUCUUCUUCCGAUGUUGUAUUUCUUCGUGGGUAUCGACUAUGUCGGGCAGGUAUUGGUCUGUAUUUACGCGCCAUUAGCGGUUCCUCUCCCCCCCAAGUUUGUUUUUUUUGUCGCUUCUGUGCGUACAGUGUUGAGUGUUGUUUUUCAGUGCUCUGCCGGGCACGCCUCUCUUACACAUGGGAGUUUUACCUGUCGUUCGUGUAAUUUUCUGGUGUUGGUAGAUUUGGCAGAUUUGACCGCGAGAGCGGCCUCCUCCUUCCCCAAUAUGUUUGUUCUCUGGGUCGCGUGUACAACGUCUUAGGGCACCGGGAAAAGUUCGCUAUUAUUGUUUGUACCAUGUGAGACGAUUUGCUUUUUGUAUUUUGUGUCUGGCGUUGCUUCGAUGUCUGGACGUGCCUCUGGCGACACGGAGAAGGGAAACUUGACUUGAUGUCAUGUAUAGUAGGAAAGAUUCACGCCCACACGGUAUUGUCUUUGUUCAGUAUGCAAGGAACGUCACAAGUUCUCCGGUGCAAUAGAUAUUAUUGAUGUGUUGCCCGUGAUGUAGUCGGAGGUACCUAAUGAGUACCACCACCACCGCCCCCGCCCACUCCCCCGUUUCUACCGUUUUGUCAAGUGGUGCUGUUUUCGAUUGUACGAUCUCUGGCUCGUUUCAGGCGCGUAGCAAUAUGCUUUUCUAGAGUUUUGCGCUCGACGAGUACUGGGUUU
This is a messenger RNA of Ectocarpus siliculosus, 1995 nucleotides long. Lineage: Eukaryota; Phaeophyceae; Ectocarpales; Ectocarpaceae. The record is from the annotation of a GenBank genome assembly.